UACAGUCAGUCUGUUUCUCACCUGCAUCGCUAAUGGACGUUCCAUAUCCGAACAUAAAUAUAUUGUUAUUCCGGAACGGUUAAUUAUAUUGUUUGAAUUUGAAGAGAAAAAAAACGAGAGUGAUCCGUUAUAAGGUAAAACGAAAAAAAAUUAAUUUGUUGAAGUGAGAUAAGACAAUAAAUGUAAAAAAAAAUAAUUUCUGAUCGAUAUGAGUUAAUCGGUUCGAUCAUUUUCGGUGAUCCAAUAACAUUUUUUUUUAUCAAAGAGAUUAGCACAUCCAAGUCUAAUAAAUAUAAACAAUUUAUCGGCUCUGGUGUAAGAAAGUGUGACGAGAUUUUUGGAUGAAGAAAAACUCUACUUUUUUCACCGAAUAAAGUCAGUUUUUGCAAUAAUUUUGGUUUAUAUGUUAAAAUUUUAUUGUUUUUUUUUGGUUCGUUGUUCGUUCGUUUAAUUUAAUUUUUAAUUUUAUAUUUGGUUUCGCUUCAUAAGAGAAAGUGUAUGUCAUAAUGCGAAUUUUCCUAAAACUAUUGGCAUGCUUACAAACAUGUCUAGCAGCUGAUAUUCUGAUGAUGACAAUGGGCGGAACAAAGUCACACAAAAUACCCUUUUUGGAAUUAGCACGAGGUCUCAUACCAAGGGGUCACAAUAUUACAUUCUUGAGUGGUUUUAUUGCCGAUGUAAAUGAAAUUGGAUUGCAUGAAGUAACACCAACCGGAUUAGUUAAUUACAUUCAGAAUUUCACGAAUUGGGAUUUAGUUGGUGCCCGGAUGAGAGGCGAUUUGCCGGUUUCCGUCUGGGAUGUGAUGAGAUAUCCGAUUGAGGCAUGUGAUGCAAUGUUCGAGGAUGGUGAAACAAAAGAGCUGCUCAAUCAAAGAUUUGAUUUGCUGAUUUUGGACGGCGCAUUUCCCGAAUGUUCAAUGGGCAUGGUGCACAAAUAUCAGGUUCCAUUCAUGUACAUCAAUACGGUCGCAUUUUACACAACGAGCUUAUCGUUGGCUGGAAAUCCGGCACCAUAUUCAGUGACUCCGGUAUUUUACAGUUCAUUUACCGACAAUAUGACGAUGAUGCAAAGAGCAGCGAAUACAGUCAUGUAUGGAUUUAUGAAUAUUUGUCAUGCGAUCAGUAUAUCUCUACUGCAACAAGUCCUGAAAAAACAUGUUGGUGAACUUCCACCGGUCUACGAAAUGUCGAAGAAUGUUAGCUUUAUACUACAGAAUGGAAACGCGGUACUAACACAUUCACGACCGUUCUUACCGAAUGUGGCAGAAAUUGCGUGCAUUCACUGCAAACCAGCAUCACCAUUACCAAAAGAUUUAGAAGACUUUAUAUCUGCUGCUGGAGAUGCGGGCUUCAUAUACGUAUCAAUGGGAAGCAGUGUGAAAGCAAUCAAUAUGCCAGAGCAUUUACGACAGUUGUUCAUAGAAACGUUUGCACAGCUACCCUAUCAAGUGUUGUGGAAAUGGGAGGGUGAUACGGUCGGCAUGGCAUCGGAUAUACCGUCGAAUGUAAAACUAAGUAGAUGGUUGCCACAGCAGGAUAUAUUAGGCCACCGCAAGUUAAGAGCAUUUGUUACACAUGGAGGUUUGUUAAGCUUGUUUGAGAGUGUUUACCAUGGAAUACCAGUGCUGUCAAUGCCGGUUUUCUGUGACCACGAUUCCAAUACAGCAAAAGCUGCCCAGGACGGAUAUGCUUUAAAACUGGAUCUGGAAACAUUAACGUCAGACGUUUUACUCAAAGGAAUCAUAAAAAUCAUCCAUGACCCGACAUUCCGACAAGCCGCUAAAAUUCGACAGAAGUUGCUGCUGGAUCAACGACAUUCUCCCAUUGAAACAGCAAUUUACUGGACAGAAUACGUAAUCCGUCAUAAAGGAGCUUACCAUUUACAAACUCCUGCUCGUCAUUUAAGCUUUCUUCAGUAUUACCUCAUCGACAUAAUUGGCAGUCUAAUUAUUUCGAUGUUCAUCGUGAUUCGUUUAAUUAAAUACCAGGCCAAGCGAUACAGUGCACAGUCGAAGCGGAUAAAGGAUAAAAUGAAUUAAAAAUGUUAUGUUCAACUCAUCGUGCCAUGGUAUUUCAGGGUACUUUCUGUGCAAUGCGGUUUUUUUUUUCUUAGAAGUUUCAUCGUUCAAUUUUUAUAUUUUUUUUUUAAAUUGGUACACCAACCAAAAGUGAUAAGGCACAUAAGUUUGUUGAUUUUGUUUUGUUGUUGUUUCCCUUUUCUUCAAAACAUUUUUAAAUUGUAAAUAGUAAAAACUAGGCCCCACCACUUGGGUGGGUCAUUUCCCUUGACUGACUAUCAAUACUUUCAAUAAUUCCAGUCCCAGUUGUCUUACCAUUUUUAAAAAAUCUGUUGUUUUGAAAAACACAAAAUUAUAGUCAGAUGAAAAAGCCUCUUAGUCUCUUUGCUACAUCAUCACAACGCUUUUAAAAUGGCAUAUUUCUUGCCUACCUCUUGAAUAAAUUAAACUCGUGUGAAUUACGGCCCUCGCUUCGCUCUGGCCGCAAAGUUCACACUCGUUCAAAUAUUCAUAAGCCUAAGCAUGGAAAAUAGGAAAUUAUAACACGAUGUGAUCAGGAGAGGCAUUUUUGAGUAUGUUAUACAACUGAGAAGAAUACAAACAAACAAUACUUACAACGAUUGAAUAUUGUCUCCUAAAAAGCGCAAUGAGUGGAAGGUCUAGCGAAGUACGUUUAACUCCUGAUAUGAGUCUCCUAUAUAGUCUACUAAAGGCGCUGAAAAGGUGGCGUAUUUCUUGCCUACCUCUAAAAAA
Messenger RNA from Bradysia coprophila, 2771 nucleotides. It is a transcript of the gene Ugt50B3, whose product is annotated as UDP-glycosyltransferase family 50 member B3. The record is from RefSeq and is a predicted model, not a curated record. Gene Ontology annotation, molecular function: UDP-glycosyltransferase activity. NCBI's taxonomy places the organism in Eukaryota, Metazoa, Arthropoda, Insecta, Diptera, Sciaridae.